ACUUUGCGUGCAUUGAUACUGAGCGUUAUCGGCAUGAGUAACUAUUAUACGCGUACCAAUGUGAACAUGGAAAUGAUGUCAUAAUCAAGGAAGGCGGGAAAUCGACAAACAAAACUACAUACCGCUGUAAGGUUGGGCUCUGUAAUGCAUGCCUCACGUAGGUGUUGUCAUCAAUAUUAAAACGAGAAGUAUAGAGGUAAACUCUUCUGAUUUUUAGUAUGAUGAUCAGCCAAGGGAACGUCAUUUUGCCAGUGGUAUAAAGGAUUCAGAAGGAUAUUCAUCUUUAGAUGAGGUUUUAAGACCAACGAGCUCCCACCGAGUGCACUUCAUUCCGUAAAAAGUUGGACUGCUCACUUUGAGAUGUUUACGUUGGCUUUAAUCCCCGUGCAAUGAUGACUCUAUUGGACGGUCAACUUGGGUUUCGACGCGAAUCUUCUUUAGACAGCAACGAUCCCGCUGAACUAGAAGCACUUACAAGCACCGAUAUGACGUCGAGCAGUAGUCAACAGGAAACGAUCACCAAAGACGACUACGAUGGCGAUGUCGAAGAUGACACGGAUACCGACUCGAAUAUCCAACCGACGAUUGCAAGUCGAAUCUCUCUCGCGCGAACGUACGCGCUUUGUAUAGCAUUGGGAUUCCUGGGAGCGCAUUACUACUAUCUGGGCAUGCGCACAAAAGGUCUUCUCUACACUGCUACUCUGGGCUUCUUCGGGAUUGGUUGGUUGAUAGACUGGUUCCGGUUACCAUCUAUUGUUGAGUCUGUUCGUAGGAUACGACGUGAGGAGGCUGAGAAUGGUUACGUACUCUAUGCCGUACCCUUUGGUGAAUUGGAGGAAAGAUCUCUGAUGAAUGCAUACCUUUAUGCUAUUCCACCUUGGGGACUCUUUGGAAUGCACCACAUGUAUCUCGGAACUUUUCGGAAAAACGACGCCUUUAGCCUGCUAUACACAGCUACACUCGGCUUUAUUGGGUUCGGAUGGCUCUUCGACCUUUUCCGUAUCCCGAUACUUGUCCGAAGGGCGAACGAAGACAUCCGAGACCUCCGUUCGGGAAAACCCGUCUCCUCGAGUCCUGCGUGCACACUCCACCUUGACACUGCUUAUUCUUUAGUCUUUCCUCUAGGUUUUUUUGGACUUCACCACUUCUACAUGAGGCGUUAUUUCUAUGGAUUUGCUUAUCUUUUCACCUUUGGAAUGGCUGGUGUCGGAGUCUUGGUUGAUAUUUUACGAUUGCCGGUUAUCUUCAAGCGAACAAAAACAGAACUGAAAGACUUAAGAUUUUCUCUAUAUCACUUGGACGAUACAUAUUUCCUGUGGUUUACUCCAUUAGGGCCGUUUGGGCUUCAUCACUUCUACUUACGCAACUGGAAGAUGGGCGUGGCCUAUUUAUUCACAUGUGGAUUCCUUGGCGUAGGUUGGCUAAUUGACGCGUUCAGGAUGCGCUCAUUGGUUGAAGAAAGCAAUAUUAAAUUAGACACAGAUCUACUCUGGGAUCACCAUUUUGUUAAAGAAGCAAAGAGUAAAGGAAAUAUGAAUAUCUUUAUUGAUAGUAAACUAUUCAAUUAUCCAAUCACCGAUGAGGAUUCGAACAUUCAGGUAUAUGCCUUCCCUUUGCGGCCAAGCGGGAAGCCAUCCUGGUUGCUAGGGUGGGCGUGGUCACCUACAUCAUCAGACCCACCGUUGGCCAAUCAGAAUGGGUUUACCACAUCGGAAGAGGAGCCGAGCCAAACUGAAACAAGAAAUAAAACCCCAUUGGUGGGGGAAACUUUAGAAGGAGCUGUGGGUUGGACAAUAGAUACCCACGAAAAUUAUGAAGUUACUAUUGCAUAAUAGUGAGAUGUAUAUAGUGAAAAUACAAUGGCCCGUAUUCUGAAGUCAGGUUUAACUUAGACCAUGUCUAACUCUGCGCUAUAUUUCAUAUAUGUAUACAUCAUAUUGGUAAUAAUAUGAGAAGUGAGAUUUUAUAGAUAAAGUCAAUGGCGACAAUAGUCAAAUAUGACUAAUUGCCACUCAAACCAACAUAAGAAGAAGAAGAAUCUAAAUUUAUGGGAAGCCAAAGGUGUCAAAAUUUUUAUUAAGUUGUACGUUUCUUAUGUCUACUGUGCUCUUUCUAGCUGAUUCAUCGAUGGUGAAGACAAUCAUCUAUUUAUACUUCCUAUAUAAUUAUGAAUUAUUUGAGAGCCAAAUGAGCUGAAAUAUGAUAUCUCUACUGUUAGUGAUUUAUGUAACAAUUGGCUUUCCAUACUGAAACCACCACUUUAAACAUGAGUUUAAGUUAAACCCGACUUCAGAAUACGGGCCUAUAUCGUCUGUAAUAGCACGUUCAAAGUUUGACCACUGAAAUGUAGGGUAUUAGCCUCCAACCAUAAAUGCUCAUCACAUCCAAAUAAUUUCUGACAUGCAACAUGGAGAAUUACGAUAUAGACGACCUAUUAAUGAUUUUUGUGAAGUAGGUAUAACCGAGUAUAAACAAGAGUGGAUCGAAAUGGGCAUUUUUAUUUUUUUCGGAAUGGGGUAAGAGAUGAAUGUUCUAUUUUAGCUCGGUCCUUAAAUGUCAUGAUAUCUUUAUUCUCGAUUAUGCUUAACGUACGCUAUCGAAGAAAAUUCAAUUCUUAUUUUAAAAACUUGUUUUUUUUUUAUUUGAGUUCUGUAAAUGGUGAGUGUGGUACAUGCCUUAUUUAUUUGUAUAGCACUGUUAGGUAUACAAUGACUGUUCAUACGUCCAUGUAAUCAUGAUUGCAGAAAGUAUCCAUAAUAUGGGCUCCCGUGGUUUACCUGCAUGCAAGAUUUUCUUAGACAGACAUGGCACAUUAUAAAUAUUCACUAUCAUUAAUCAUCAUUAUUAAGAUAAAAUCAAACUAUACUCCCCUGAUAUCUCAAGACAAACCUGACAUAGAAUGACAUAUAUGUUUUCUAAAACUUCUGAAAAUGUGAAAAAAUUGUUUGCUUGACAUAAUUUGAACAUUUGAACAACCAGUUAUCGGGAGGAGAGACCUGCGGGUCACAGUUCUGUGUGCGCGCCCUUGUAGGCGACCCAGAUUGGCUGGCUCCUCCAAUGCGCCUUUGAAUGUCUUUGACAGAUAUAUGGCGUUAUACAAAUGCUGUGCAUCUUCAUCAUCAUGAUGAAAAUAAUCCUUUUUAAUAAUAUAAAUAAAGAACAACAGCGUUUAUUACACAUAAUUUUACUUUUGAGAUUGGAGUUGAGACUACAGGACAAUGAAUAAGAUCAUUUUAUACACUCCGCUGAUACGUGUGCCAUAUAUGCAUUGCCUAUAAUGUAACACAAUAUGUUAAGCAUUAUUAACCUGAUGGAUAUGAAUAAAACCUAGUUUGCAACUUUCUGCG
Molecule: messenger RNA, 3347 nt
Organism: Lytechinus pictus (painted urchin)
Lineage: Eukaryota; Metazoa; Echinodermata; Echinoidea; Temnopleuroida; Toxopneustidae
Exons: 3
Coding region: 390-1832 (480 amino acids)
Source: RefSeq, a predicted model, not a curated record